CAGGAAAGGCUUUUUAAAAAACUUCUCAAGAAUCGCCAGAAUAUCUAAAUAUUAUUCGACAACUAACCUACAUGUAACUGACAUAAUCUAAAGGGUCUGAAAAUUUGAGGGUAAGGUACUAGUGGUAAGUUACAACUUCUGUGAAAAAAGGUGAUGGUACCAUCUCUAGUUUCCGAGUCGAUAUACAUGUACAUGUAACUCUGCAAUUUUAGGCCUACCUUAUACUAUGUGAAUAAACAUCGGGUUCGGGGACAUCGAAGUCCCCUGUCCCGGGGUCUGAAAUUUUGAGGGUAGGAUACUAGUGGUCAGUUACCAAUUCUAUGAAAAAUUGGUGAUCAUUCCAUAUCUAGUUUCCGAGAUAUAAGCCUUGCAGUAAUACUACAUGAAUAAACAUCGGGUUCGUGAACAUCUAAUUUCCGAGAUGGCGAGGGCGGGAACUAGACUGUAAACAAACAUGACGAGUAGUGAAAAAGAGGACAGUUUGUCAUCGGAUAGUGAUGGCACUGAUACAGGUUCUUCAUCGUCAUUUCAACGGAGCAAACAUAGCAAAACAUUCCCGGGCAGAGCUUCUCAUUGGAGAUUAGAACAUCUCUUGGAACUGUCCGUUUUCUAUGAUGAAAAGGCCACGGAUCUUGGAAAAUUUAUGUCCGAUCUGAAAACUCUCAAAUCUGUUGCACAUGGGGGCCUGUCGGAAAUGCCAAGAAUCAGUCACACCAUUAUGCAGUACACAAAGGAGUUGUGGAAAUUUUCGUACGAUUAUUACAAGGAAACUGGGGAAGAGACGUGGGAAGCUAGAGAUCAGAUCGAAAGAGCAACAGAGGCCUUUGAAGAGAAAGAAAGUGAUAUGGAGGAGCAGGUGAAAGCGUUUGGAGGCAGUUGGAAAAGAUUAUUUUUUGGAUGGAAAAUCAAUCUGUUUGAGUCUUGGAGACACUUUUCCAUGCUUCUUCAGAGACUGGGUCAAGCAACACCAACAGAGGGAAGAUUUAAACAUCUUUUCAUGGCUUUCUCAAGAAUAUUUUUCCUUUCGCCAGAACCAGGGCAGGCUUUUAUUGAACACAUGGUCAUCAAGGAUGUUGUUGUGCGUGGUACACCAGCUGUUCGGUUCAAUACUUUUCAAGACAAGUAUUUAAAGGUGUUCAUCGUCACUGAGGUUAAAAUGUAUGAUGCCUUAAAAGGAAACUUUAACUCUGAGACUUUCACAUUUAGAAAUGUUGGGGAGGAAGUUCUAGGUCAGCAUGGAAUUGAACUCCUGAUGGAGAGAAAGGGCUCCUUUUUCUUCCCCUAUGUAGUCGGGAUUCUUUGUAUUGGAACACUAGUAAUUCUGACGUAUCUACGCAUUGAUGAGGAUCAUUUUCAUCAGAUUGAAGAAAAGGGAAAAGUUAAUAAAACCAGCAAGGCAACAAUAUCUUAUACUAGGCCAUUUGAUUUCAUGGACACGAGUGAUAGGCAGGAAAUCUUGGAAUCUUUUUUCUGGUUAGGAUAUGUCCAAUCAAAUGCCUACCAGUUUAAAUGGAGGUAGAAUUUAUUAAUUUUUCAUUCUUUCUUUGUAACUCAGGUAAUUGUUAUGACCCAUUGAGAAAUCUUUGGGGUUAUUUUAUGCAAUCAAACAAAUGUGUUCUUUGUUCAACUAAAUUGAUACUACAUGUAUGUAUUUAUGUUUUGUUACCAUUAGGUGCUCAUUUUCUUUUUUUAAAAAAUAUUCAUUUUGAUAUGUAUGUACAUAUAUUUUUUCUAAGUGCAAGGGUGGUUAAUAGGGAUUAAACAAUAUUUUUAAAAAUCAUUUGUUAUUUCCAUUUCAGUCGGAAUUAAAAAGUACAUGUAU
Molecule: messenger RNA, 1822 nt
Organism: Saccostrea cuccullata (small rock oyster)
Lineage: Eukaryota; Metazoa; Mollusca; Bivalvia; Ostreida; Ostreidae
Exons: 5
Coding region: 455-1519 (354 amino acids)
Source: RefSeq, a predicted model, not a curated record